Messenger RNA from Anneissia japonica, 624 nucleotides. RefSeq lists its product as uncharacterized. Bases 1 to 624 code for a protein of 207 amino acids. NCBI's taxonomy places the organism in Eukaryota, Metazoa, Echinodermata, Crinoidea, Comatulida, Comatulidae. The transcript has 2 exons. The record is from RefSeq and is a predicted model, not a curated record.
AUGACAUACCUAUCGACUAGGUUAGAUGGGGCGGCUCCGCACAUGCUCCAGAGAGAGGCUUGGGUUAUCGUCCAAAGGGAAUCCUUUGCUGAUGAACUUUCUGCACUGACGAGUGGGAAGAAUGUGGAUCGUACAUCCCGAAUUAACAUGUUGGACCCUAUCAUCGAUGAGGAUACCGGAUUAAUGGAGCAGAAAACUCCAGUUAUUUUAGAACCAAACCAUCCUAUCACGAAGUUAAUCAUUAAGAAGACUGAUGAGAAUCUUCAUCAUCCUGGUAGCGAAAGGGUUCUCGCUGAAUUGAGACGACGAGUAUGGAUCCUGCGCGGCCGAGAAGUAAUCCGUGGUAUCCAGCGUCAAUGUCAAUCCUGUCAAAAGUGGAGAGCAAAGACUAUUGUUCCAAAGAUGAAUGAUUUGCCACCAGAGAGAUUACGUCUAAACAAACCAGUUUUUUAUUCUACAGGAGUCGACUGUUUUGGGCCAAUUCGGAUAAAUGUUGGUCGUCGCAUAGAGAAACGAUGGGGCAUUGUUUACAAGUGUUUGACUGUAGGAGCAAAACAUCUGGAACUACUUGAUAGCAUGGAUGCAGAAGCGUUCCUACUGUACUUUCGCCGAUUAAUAAGCUGA